This is a messenger RNA of Ctenopharyngodon idella (grass carp), 1280 nucleotides long. It is a transcript of the gene c3h16orf89, whose product is annotated as chromosome 3 C16orf89 homolog. The record is from RefSeq and is a predicted model, not a curated record. The transcript has 8 exons. NCBI's taxonomy places the organism in Eukaryota, Metazoa, Chordata, Actinopteri, Cypriniformes, Xenocyprididae. Gene Ontology annotation, cellular component: cytosol; membrane. Bases 181 to 1203 code for a protein of 340 amino acids.
CAAACUAUGUGGCACCCCAGGGUUUCCACAGCCCUAAAUCUCAGCGGACCUGAGCCACGUGAUGGGUUUGCUUUGUCAAACAGCUUCGCCUUUGAAAUAAGGGGGAAAAAAAGCUACUGGAUAGACUACUCGUCCAAUAACGAUUUCCCCGUUUGAUUUUCUAUUCUUAAAGCUCUUAAAAUGUGGUUUCCUUUCCUUGUACUUCUUUUUCUCUCGUCUACAAUUGAUUUAUCAAAGCAGGAUGUGAUUGAUAACAUACUUAUGAGUUUAUCCAAGGGAAUCACAUACUUUGAUAUGCAGGGAAGAAACAUCAACCUGGACGGUGUUGUUGGAUACAUAAUACUUCAAGAGCAGCUGCGGGAGGCAACACGAACUUGGCCGCAUUCAGAUUUUCUGAGUCUCUCUCAGCGCGCAGCUGCCGCUUUUAUGCUGAAGAGACUGAACAAGAGCCUUUCCACUGCCGUCCACGCUCUUCAGGAGACAGACCCCAAUUACUUCAAAGAGUUUGAGCCCAUUUUGGACAGCUCCUUUUGGUCCCUGCCUGCAGAAUGGAGCUCCACAGACUCCUCGCUGGUUUAUACCUCAGUGAGGUCUAUGGAGUGCUACGAUGAGCACCUGAGUGACAAGUGCAUGACUCUCCUUCUAGGAACAUGGAAAGACAAUGGAACCCCAUGUAUUGUGACUAAGUCUUGUAGAGACACAAUGACACAGUUUGGAUGUCCACACUAUUCCCUGUCUCACCAGCUACUGUACUUCAUGAUAGGAACAAUGAAAGGGUGCUCCAGAAUGCUCAAAGGGGACCUGAGAUUGUCUCGUGUCAACAUAACUGUAGAACAUUAUAAGAGAAUCUUCUGCUCCAACAUGAUGAAAAGCAACCAGGAUAUUUUCAAGAAUGGUCUUACUGGCCAAAUGCAGGACAUCUUUAUAGAAAACAUGGGAUUCUCAGACUUCUAUAAACUGGACUGGUUGCAGUCUAUCCUAACGUGGCAAGAUCAAGAAGUGGGAUGUUUUGGCAAAGAAGAGGACAUCUCCCAGAUCUUUGAGGAAUUUUUGGAUGCACCCCACAAACGGGUGAAAAGAAGGGAAAAAACACUGACAGAUGGCUGCUCAAGUCAUAUGACAGGAGUUGCUGUGAGCGCAUUGGGAGGUUUUCUCAACUAUUACCUUUCAGAGCAGGACAUAACGAAGAGACCCUUAAUUUAAGGGCCAUGCUUAAUGAGAUCAGGCUUUAGAUGAAUUUGGUAUUUGUUCUUUCCUCUGUGAUCACGUGCUAGAUUUAA